Molecule: messenger RNA, 931 nt
Organism: Xylaria bambusicola
Lineage: Eukaryota; Fungi; Ascomycota; Sordariomycetes; Xylariales; Xylariaceae
Exons: 3
Coding region: 45-818 (257 amino acids)
Molecular function (GO): metal ion binding
Source: RefSeq, a predicted model, not a curated record
GACCUAUUCUAUCGUUAUUCUUCCCUGACUUCAUACCUUUUCAAAUGUCGAGCAACUUACUCAACCACGCCUCUACUGAUGGCAGAAAUUUUGAUCUAAAUAUAUUAGAGAAAAUUAUACAUCACCUUCUUUCUCAGGAGCUUAAGACUGUCAAGCUAAUCAGCUCACCUUGGAUCGAAGUCUUACGAACUACCAAUGAUCCCGAAAUUGCCGGUCCCAUCCUCCGACGUAUAGAGGAUGACUGUGCGAAGUACGAGCACGUCAUGAGCCAAUCCGUCAACCAAAUAGAAUCGGUGAUCCAUAGAGUUUCCUCUCGCAUGCUACGCAAUACUGAGAAUGUAAACGAGCUGGUACGCAAUCACAGAGACUGGCUUGGCCUGGGCCAGAGAAUCUCGCCUCAAGUAGAGCCCGUAACAAUCCCAAAUAUCACAUAUAUUGAUCUUACGGGGCCAUCUUGUCGCAUUUGCAUGAGAUCUAUUGAGGAGUCGCGGGCUACAGUUUAUAAUAGAUGUGGAUGUAUCACCUGUGAAGAUUGCUUUCCUGCGGGCAAAAGAGAGUCCUGUGACUUCCUCGGGCAUGAAAUCUUUCGCCUCCAGGAUUCGAUUAGAAUUUACGGCAUAUCUGACCCUUGUGGCAUCUGUCACAAUGUAUUGCAGAGACUAACAAGACUACAAGGUUGCGGACAUCUCUUUUGUAGAGGCUGCUUACUGUCCCUACGAAGGCACCGAAGCCGAGCUUGCCCAACAUGUCGUCAAAGAUGCUGUGAUAGGGAUACCUGUAGUGUUACCGACUGCUGUCUUUCUCUUCAAUCGGAGUGAUGUAUAGGGUGGUGGCACAGCUUGCCUGUGACUAGCUGGAACGUUUAAUGAGCUAGUUAACACAGCAACUUUAGGAAGUGUAUGAAUAAAUAUUCGCUCCAUAGGUUCUCAAC